AGUGGGUCGCCCAGUUCGACCACAAGAACGUCCGUCUGACCGCCUCCGUCUACUUCGGCGACAUCAAGCUCCGCUCCAAGUCCACUGUCACCGAGCCGCGCCUUAAAGACAAGAAGCAGAACCUCCAGUCGAACCUGGGGGAGUAUGUGGACACUUACUCCAUAGAGUUCAAGGAGGACCUGGUCUUCACCAACCUGGACCCUUCCCAGUUCCACGGGGUCGACUUUGGGCCUGACAACCAACCGUACGCCAUUGUUAGGGCAAGCUACAGGGACAAGGGGGAGGAUGACAAAGCCACCAUCCCUGUGAACCUGGGAUGGGUGAAGAUCCCAGUGUAUCGGCAGGAGCUAUCCCAGGAUGCCUCGGGCGAGGGGGGACUCCCCAUGAGGGGGGCGCGCCCCCACUGGGACAUCAUCGAGGGCGAGCAGACCAUCACCGUCGUCCCCGGCAACGUCCCGGAGACCGCCGUCGGCAAGGUGCCAAGGUCGUUCACUGAUAAAGACGUGGUGAGAGAGGGGUCCAUGAUGUAUGCGACCCGUGUUUGACCCCAGCGCUGACCUGAAGGGGGAAGACAGCGACGCCGAAGAGGAAAGAAUGCCGCCCACACCACCUGUCCCCUCACCUGUCAUACCUCCACUGGAAAGCAUUCCGGAGGCAGACGAGGUGCCAGAAAUAAGCAUCCUGGAUGUAGAGGAAGCAGAAACAAGCACCCCGGAGGUAGAGGAGGCACCACAGAAAAGUCCUGAAGCUGAGGAAAACAGUGACGCUGAUGUGGUCCCAACCGCGGAGUCCGAACCGUUCGUCAUCUUUAACCCUGAUACUGCCGAGGACCAGCCUGUCGCUCCAGACAACUCUGGGGGCAUCGACCUCUACGUGGACCGGGUGCAGUUCAUCCCGGACAACGCCACCAUCAUCAAGGUGACAGGGCGGGUGAUGAAGUCGAACCUGGACAGCCUGCCCGACAUCGCAGCAUUCGCGGAGCUCGACAGCUCGGCGCGAAGUCCGCAGCUGGCGUACCGGCUCCCGCUCAACACCGACCCCGAAAACAGGAAGCCGAUGUCCCAUGAUACCCUGGUGCUGCUGCGUGUCUACACCGUGGACAAGGACUCGAAGACGCUGCUGGUGAUUGGCAGCUGUCUGUUCCCGCUCUUCAUGGAGGAAGACGGACAGACCAGGUUCAAUGUCGGAGGUCACCAGCUGAGGCUGCGGAGGGGGAUGCCAGACACCAAGAAGCCGCUGCUAGCUUCAUCUUUAGACAACGUCAUCCCCGUACCCGGGGCCUCGAUCCUGCUCCGGCUAAUGCCGCAUGGAGAGGAAAUGAUCCCAGCACCCCCGUACAAGAGUGGUUUCUACCACUCGGAUCAGAGCCGCCCCAACAUGUCGGAGAUGCGGAUCCUGCGGGACUUCCAGAGUGACACACUCUUCCCGCUGUCCGUACGCGAGGCCAUCCACCGCCUGCAAAUCGCGCAGGGCAUGCCGCCCGCCGAGGAAGAAUCAGACGCAGCCCUGGAGCAGUGGUACCGGGACAGGCUGGACGCUAAGAAGCACCUCCCCCCGCGAACCCCCGCCAGUCACAGCGACCUGCUGCGAGCCGUGCGGUACCACAUCCAGACUGGCAUCGGCAUCCAGGUCGAGCAGGCACAUGGGGUCAACGGUGAGGGCCUGUACGUGAACGUGUUUGCUCGCGUCUCCCCCGGCGCGGAAGCACGUGAGCUGGAGAACACGCCUGAAGGUUAUGGCGGGGAGGAUAAGAUCAUCAGCACCAAGCACGACUUCACCAGUCUGCAGAAGUCGCCCAAGUGGCUCGACCCGCCCUCCAUCAUCCACCCCCACCUGGAGCCGAACACCUGCCUGCUGAUCCAGGUGUUCGGGCUGGACGCUGUCUACACGCCGCAGGCGGACGGGACCGGCCCGGGAACGGUCACAGGGAAGCGCGGCCAGGAGGUCCGCCUCACCACCGAGUCCCAGCUGGGCUGGACAGCUGUGCCGCUCUUUGACAGGGGAUGCGUGAUGGCUGGGGUCCACAACGUCCCACUGUUCAUGGGGAUGCCCAGUACUGAAUUCCUGACGAACAUUGCCGUGAAGUCAGUAGAGUUGAGUAUGAAGGGUGUUGUGUAGAGCACUGUAUUGAUACUAAUUUGAGGAGAAACUUGUCUUCUGCAGGAAUUCCUGACGAACAUUGCCGUGAUUAGUCAGUAGAGUUGAGUAUGAAGGGUGUUGUGUAGAGUACUGUAUUGAUACUAAUUUGAGGAGAAACUUCUGUCCUGCAGGAAUUCCUGACCAACAUUGCCGUGAAGUCAGUAGAGUUGAGUAUGAAGGGUGUUGUGUACAGUACUGUAUUGAUACUAAUUUGAGGAGAAACUUGUCUCCUGCAGGAAUUCCUGACCAACAUUGCCGUGAAGUCAGUAGAGUUGAGUAUGAAGGGUGUUGUGUAGAGUACUGUAUUCAUAGGAAUUUGAGGAGAAACUUAGAGUUGAGUAUGAAGGGUGUUGUGUACAGUACUGUAUUCAUACUAAUUUGAGGAGAAACUUGUGUCCUGCAGGAAUUCCUGACGAACAUUGCCGUGAAGUCAGUAGAGUUGAGUAUGAAGGGUGUUGUGUACAGUACUGUAUUGAUGCUGAUUUGAGGAGAAACU
Molecule: messenger RNA, 2635 nt
Organism: Branchiostoma floridae (Florida lancelet)
Lineage: Eukaryota; Metazoa; Chordata; Leptocardii; Amphioxiformes; Branchiostomatidae
Exons: 19
Coding region: 529-2118 (529 amino acids)
Source: RefSeq, a predicted model, not a curated record